This is a messenger RNA of Prorocentrum cordatum, 908 nucleotides long. The record is from the annotation of a GenBank genome assembly. NCBI's taxonomy places the organism in Eukaryota, Dinophyceae, Prorocentrales, Prorocentraceae.
GUCGCAACAGCCUCGGGGACAUUCGAAUGGGGCUGGCGGUUUUCAACUUGGCCUUGACCGGCGCCGGGUUAGCUCCCAGGGCCCUGACUUCCAAGCCGGCCGUCCUGGAGGUAGACGCCGUCUCUGUUAUGAUUGCGGGCGUGCUUGCCGACGCCACCCCCCAGUUUCACGCCUUUAUGCGGGGCCCGCUCCUCGCUGACAUUCUGUGCCGGCCGCCCAGAAGGAACAACGCUAGCACUGCAGAGUUCCCGAGGGUGACAGUCGAUAUUAUUUUUCCCGCUGGUGUAGGCGUAUCCGCCCAGUUCCUUCAGCUCCAGCACCUCCGCCGCUCCGCCCUCCCAGGCAGCGCCUUCUUCGGCUUCGCGCUCGCGCGCAAUGACCCGGAUGCCAUGAUAGUCGAGUUCAACAGUUCCAUGAUAGAUGCAUGCUGGGGGGGCCCGCUCACGGCGGCCGCGGACCUGAAGUGGAAGCCAUCUCGCGGCGACCGCGCGGCCGCGCGGUCGCGCGGAGAGCCUGAGCAGAGCCCCAGCGUGCACGACUACGUCACUGACCUCAAGAUCCAAGGGGGUGCGGGGCGGGAAGGCGCGGAGGUGCUUCAACGCAUCCCCAACCGCGCGCCCCCCGCAACGGGGCAGACUAUGACGGGGGCCGUCGACGACGCCAUGCCGAAGCCCGGCGAGUUUUACCAUCUCGCCUCCAGGAACAAAUUUGCACCCCCAGGUCGCCAACGGCUCCUGCUCCGCAGCCAGGGGGAAGUUCGCAAGGCCCACGCCGCGCUGCGCGGCCAGGCGGCCCAGGUCGGUUCCGACAGUGUCGCGAUUGAGGUCCUGAAUGACACCAUCCAGUUGGGCCCCCUCUCGGGGAACAGAAGGCGGUGGCCGGCCGCGACGCCCGCGGCUGCCGCCUGG